GACAAAAUCAGAGUUCAUCUGAAGUGACCACAAAAAUUAAUUCAUUUUCUUGCCUUUGCCACAAAAUAAUAUUUGCUUAUUUUUUUGGUGAAAUGUUUCAUGCACAUAAGAGCAAGAAGCACUAUCUCCAUCUUCCAGAUGAGAAAACUGAGUGGAGCUGAUAUGGUAAAGGUCAGCAGUGUGCUGGUUGAACUCUCUUGGCAGGUCCAGCCUGCCGCAGCGCAAGGACGCUCCUAGGUGGGAUGAGAAGAUGUCAUGCCUCAAAUCUCAGGUGAGCAGGAGAAUUGGAGAUUGGCCUUGGCUACUCAGUCCCUUGGACAACCUGCCUCUGCCUGCUCAAGCCUGGAGCUCUGGGAUUGAACUUGGUGCUGUUAUUUAGCUCAUCCCAACCAUCAUGCUUGAACGAAUCUCUACGAAAGAAGGAUAGAAAAGGGACAAGAAAGAGCUAUGGGGUGACCGGGCCAGUUCUGCCAGGAGGCACAUGCCUGUCUGUAAAAAAAGCCAUGCAGUGCUGUCCCAACAGGGUCAUGGUCCCAGUGUGUCAAUGGGAAAGAGGCAAACAGAGGUUACAAUUUCCACUGGAUUCCCAUUUCCUCUUUAUUCAGCUAUCCACCAUCCUACCACCUGACUUCAGACUCUCCACAGCAUUUAGACACGCUAAGCCAACAAACUCAUUGUUUCACCCUGAUAACACAUCAGUUCACUCAUUACUGCAGCAAAAAAAAGUGCAAUGACUGCAUGGAGAAGCACAAACAUGCACUCAUGUCCCGGCACACUGCAGCUAGGAGGCUGGCUGGGAAGUGUGCUCUUCAGAAAGAGUAACAAGAUGUCCCUGGUGCUGUUGAUUUGCACCCUACCAGUGUUCCACGCCUUCCUCUCCUACCUUCCCCCAAAAGCGUGCCUCCUCCACUCCACAAAUGUGACUGGCGCAUGCAGGGACUCAGGAACGCUACUGAGCGCAGACAACCAGCUGGAGGGUCAGUGUUUUCCCAGAUCCCUGGGCAGCCCAGCAAAGCCAGGCUGCACACUCCACCAGUCGGUGUGGGCAGAAGGUUAUUCUCUCCAGGGCAUUUAGGAUCAAUGCACCGUGCACUGAUGGAUGCUUCCCCUAUUGUUCAGCUGUGUGCCUGGAUUGGCUGAAUGGCUGUGGGAAACACCAGCAACCUCGAGACUCACAUAUCUGCUAAACGCUUCGGUGUAUAAAUAGAGGUGGUCAGACACUGCCAGAGCACAGCCUCAUGCUCAGCACAGCAGCCCACGUGGACGGGCUGCGCCCAGGGCUGACAGCACCUGGAAUGGCUCCCAAUAACACACUCAUGAUCCACAUGGAUGAGAAACUGCUGCCAAAAGAGAAGAAUAAACUCAGGAAGCCGGUGGUGGAGAAAAUGCGCCGUGACCGGAUUAACAGCAGCAUUGAGCAGCUGAAGGUGCUGCUGGAGAAAGAGUUCCAGAGACACCAACCCAACUCCAAGCUCGAGAAAGCCGAUGUCCUGGAGGUGGCUGUCAGCUACCUGAAGCAGCAGAGCCAGCUGCAGGAGCCAGCAUUCAUUCACAAGAACCCAGAGCAGGACUUCAACAGCGGAUACCUGCGGUGCCUAAAGGAAGCGAUGCAUUUUCUAUCCUACUAUGAACCCAGGAAGGAAACUCAGGCCCAGCUGCUCAAGCACUUCUGCAAAGCUCAGACGGGUGCAGACAUCACACGCUCUCCUGCCACACGCAGUGCACCUCGAUCACCCUGUGUGUUUGCCAGAAAGCAGCCUGCCCAGAAAACUGCAGCAGCAGCUCAUAUGAUCUGGAGACCCUGGUAGACCUGCUGAUGAACUUUGCU
Molecule: messenger RNA, 1828 nt
Organism: Phasianus colchicus (ring-necked pheasant)
Lineage: Eukaryota; Metazoa; Chordata; Aves; Galliformes; Phasianidae
Product: transcription factor HES-5-like
Biological process (GO): regulation of DNA-templated transcription
Molecular function (GO): DNA binding; protein dimerization activity
Source: RefSeq, a predicted model, not a curated record